Molecule: messenger RNA, 3360 nt
Organism: Microtus ochrogaster (prairie vole)
Lineage: Eukaryota; Metazoa; Chordata; Mammalia; Rodentia; Cricetidae
Gene: Kif22
Product: kinesin family member 22
Biological process (GO): microtubule-based movement; mitotic spindle organization; spindle elongation
Cellular component (GO): microtubule associated complex
Molecular function (GO): ATP binding; microtubule motor activity; microtubule binding
Source: RefSeq, a predicted model, not a curated record
UAGAAAACUAAAGACCACCCAGCAUGACCAAAAUCCGAGUUGAGAAUCUGUAGUAAGCCGAUCCGCAAAUGCUUGGAGAGAAACUCCUCACGGAGAAGCCUCAGGUGCAUUUUUCCGGGAGCUUUUAAGGCUUUUAACCACAGAAAAACGACAUCCCGGUUGGCAAUUGCAAGGAAAAGUAAAACAAGCAGUUUAACUGAAGCCAAAAGCAUGCAGUUAGCUGGCGCAUUUCAACCCCAAAUUUCUAGAACAGGGUUGGAUAAUUUCCCACAGUAGAAAAGGGAUGAGCGUGUCAAUUUCAGGUUACCACAGAGAAACCUUUGCCCUGUCACUCCGGGACAGCCAGGGCGCUAUAGUUCCAAAAGGCAAAACUUGUAUAUUCAGCGCCGAGAACGUUAAGAUAAAAGCAAUCAAGGGCUUUCAGAUUCAUAGCUGAGGAAAAGUUUGCACUUUGCCAAUUCCGUGCCUGGAAAUCCAAAAUCCUGAAAGUGCAGUACCAUCGGGCGCGCACCACUUAGUGACAGAUGGCAGGGCCUAUCACUGGGAAGCGUUGCUUUCGGGACCGGAAGUGAGCCCAAGAAGGCGGAAUUGCUGUGCGUUAUAACAGAGGCUUCCGGUAGUGAGAAGUCGUGACUGGUCGAAUCUGAAGGAGGGGCGGGACCCGGGCAAUUCAAAAGAGAGAAGCGGGUCCCGAAGAAGGGAGGCGUAUGGACGCUGGGGCUAAGGCCAGGCCGAGGCGGCGGGAGAUGGCGGCGGCCACUUCAGGAGCUGGUCGCUGCCUAAGCAAGGGAGGGUCUAGCCGGCGCCCACCUCCAGCUCGAGUAAGGGUGGCUGUACGACUGCGACCAUUUAUGGAUGAAGAAACAAAAGCAAGCGAACCCUCCUGUGUACGAGGCAUAGACAGCUGCUCUCUUGAGGUGGCCAACUGGAAGAAAUACCAGGAGACACUCAAAUAUCAGUUCGAUGCCUUCUAUGGGGAGAAGAGCACUCAGCAGGACAUCUAUGUUGGCUCAGUACAGCCUAUCCUAAGGCACUUGCUGGAAGGGCAGAAUGCCAGUGUGCUUGCCUAUGGGCCUACUGGGGCAGGGAAGACACACACAAUGCUGGGCAGCCCAGAACAACCUGGAGUAAUUCCCAGGGCUCUCAUGGACCUCCUGCAGCUCACAAGGGAAGAAAGUGCAGAGGGCCGGCCAUGGGACCUUUCCGUCACUAUGUCCUAUUUAGAGAUCUACCAGGAGAAGGUAUUAGACCUCCUGGAUCCUGCGUCAGGAGACCUAGUGAUCCGAGAGGACUGUCGAGGGAACAUCCUGAUUCCCGGCCUCACACAGAAGCCAAUCGCUAGCUUCUCUGACUUCGAGCAGCACUUCCUGCCAGCCAGUAGAAAUCGCUCUGUGGGAGCCACCCGGCUCAACCAGCGCUCUUCCCGCAGUCAUGCGGUACUCCUGGUCAAGGUGGAUCAGCGGGAACGUUUGGCUCCAUUUCGCCAGCGGGAAGGAAAACUCUAUCUUAUUGAUUUGGCUGGUUCAGAGGACAACCGUCGCACAGGCAACCAGGGCAUUCGGCUAAAAGAGAGUGGAGCCAUCAACUCCUCCCUCUUUGUACUAGGCAAAGUGGUGGAUGCAUUAAGUCAGGGUCUCCCUCGUAUACCAUACCGGGACAGCAAGCUCACUCGCUUAUUGCAGGACUCUCUGGGCGGCUCAGCUCAUAGCAUCAUCAUUGCCAACAUUGCUCCUGAAAGACGUUUCUACCAGGAUACAAUCUCAGCGUUAAACUUCACCGCUAGGUCCAAGGAAGUGAUUAACCGGCCUUUCACCAAUGAGAGUCUACAGCCUCAUGCUUUGGCACCUGUUAAGCCGUCUCAGAAAGAACUGCCAGGCCCAUCAGAAGCAAAGAAAGCCAAAGGCCCUGAACAAGAAUCAACUGGGAGCCCUGCGUCUGUAACAGCUCCAGCCCCUGCCUCCGAGAAACUGAGCCUCUUAGGGAAGCUAUGCAGUAUGGACCCAGCCACGAUGGAGAGCCUCCUGAGCUUGGAUCGUUUGCUGGGCUCCCAGGGGAGCCACGGGACACCUCUGCUGAACACUCCAAAGCGAGAGCGGAUGGCGCUCAUUAAGACAGUGGAGGAGAAGAACCUGGAGAUUGAGAGGCUUAAGAUGAAGCAAAAGGAACUGGAGGCCAAGGUGCUAGCCCAGGAAGCGCAAGAUCCAAAGGAUAAAGAGAACAGUCCGACAGUUCUCCAGCCCCUUCCCUCUUGUACAGACACAGUGGCGAAGCCCCUGAGAAAGGCUGUGGUGAUGCCCCUGCAACUGGUUCAGAAACAGGCAGAGUCAAAGAUCCAUAUUCUGAAGAGAGGCCACAAAAGAAAGCUAGAGCCAUCAAUUGCGUCCAAGCCUGUGGAAAAGGCUGAGGACUGCUGGGAGCUACAGAUUAGCCCAGAGUUACUGGCACAUGGGCGCAAAAAAUUAUUGGAUCUGCUGAAUGAAGGCUCAGUUCGGGAUCUGCGCAGCCUGCAUCUCAUUGGCCAGAAGAAGGCCCAACUCAUCAUGGGCUGGAGGGAGCUCCAUGGCCCCUUCAGCAAGGUGGAGGACUUGGAACAGGUGGAAGGCAUCUCUGGAAAGCAGGUGGAGUCUUUCCUGAAGGCGAACCUCUUGGGCUUGGCUGCGGGCCAGAACUGUGAUCCCUCCUGACUACCAGCUCUUCACACUCCCUUUUCCUUUUAAAACCCUUGUAUAAUGAUGUAUUUAUUGUAAAUACAAUUUUUGUUCCAUGCUUGAGCCUGGUUUUUAGGGAUGGCAGGGCUGGGGUGGGAGCCACAAUUGGCCUUGGGAUCAGGAUCACGCUCUGCGGGGAUACUUAUCUGGGCGCCAUCUUUGGGAAAUCCCGAACUAGUCCAAGAUUGUAAAUAAACCACUGGAAUUGGAAGGGGACGGUGGCCUAGAUGAAUCAAAAAGCUGAACCGAAAGCCGAAGAACAACGACCGUUAGGCGGGCACGCGCUUCUAGCUUAGCCCCGCCCCACUGUAACUCCCUGGGCGCGCUCCCCAUCUGCUCAGGACGACGUCGGUGUUGUGUGCGCGUGCGCGCGGAAUAACGGCUGCUGGCGGAGGGAAGUGGGGGGUGGAAUCGUUGAAGUGGGGGGAAGAGAAGCCGCCUAGUCUCCCGCGCGCCCACCACCUGCACCAUCGCCAACCAAUCAGCAGCCGUCUCGAGGGUCUCGCGCUCGGGGCGACUCGGGCUGCUGGGUGGCUCCCCCGUCCCUCCUCCCUCCAGAGUCCCUCCCGUGCCUCCCCCUCCCGCUGGCCCCGCGCGCACCCGCGCUCGCGCCCGCUCCAGCCUCUUGUGUGUCCUCGCGCCCCCCGCCCGC